AUGAACCCGACUCCGUUAGAGUCAAUGUCCAGACACGAACUGUUGGCAAUGUGCAGCCCAGAGGGCGCACAAUCAAGCCCAAAGGUUGUUAAGGCUAAGGCUUGUCAGAACUCAUGCAGCCGUAGCGCACGUCGUUCGACAUCGGGGCCCAUAACCUAUUAACAGGCAUGUAUCACGUGUAGGACACGCAGCGCAGAGGUAGCUGACACUACCAUAGCCCUUACCUUGGGUGUUAUGUGUGUAGAGGCGAAGCUAAG
Messenger RNA from Laccaria bicolor S238N-H82, 257 nucleotides. RefSeq lists its product as uncharacterized. The coding region runs from base 1 to 162 and encodes 53 amino acids. NCBI's taxonomy places the organism in Eukaryota, Fungi, Basidiomycota, Agaricomycetes, Agaricales, Hydnangiaceae. The transcript is spliced from 2 exons. The record is from RefSeq and is a predicted model, not a curated record.